AUGAGGCUGCACCUUAUUCAUAAAGAUCAAUCUCAUCAUGCAUUUACAUUUUCUAUUAAAAAAUUUAAAGAAAAACGAUGCCAGUGAAUUCUUGGAAAUAGUCAAAACUAUAAAAUUCAUCACGCAUUGCAUAAUUUUACUUCCUCUUCUGUUCAAUUAAUAAUCUUUUGCUGAAGCACAGAGAAAAAGUUUAGAUGUAUUGAAUAUCCUUUUAAAAUUCUUAGAGACAUUAGCAACCCUAUCUAA
Molecule: messenger RNA, 246 nt
Organism: Blepharisma stoltei
Lineage: Eukaryota; Ciliophora; Heterotrichea; Heterotrichida; Blepharismidae
Source: the annotation of a GenBank genome assembly